Theobroma cacao (cacao) is the source of this 1823-nucleotide messenger RNA. RefSeq names its product ubiquitin-conjugating enzyme 37 (gene UBC37). The record is from RefSeq and is a predicted model, not a curated record. NCBI's taxonomy places the organism in Eukaryota, Viridiplantae, Streptophyta, Magnoliopsida, Malvales, Malvaceae.
UAAAGCCGAAAAAGAAGAAAAAAAGAAGGCCAAACAGCAAACCGAAAUCUCUAAUCUUAGAAGAAAAAAAUGACACAAGCAGUAAGGCUCAAACUGCGGAUGCAAAAGGAGCUAAAGCUUCUUCUCACCGACCCUCCUCAUGGCGCCUCCUUCCCUUUUAUCUCCCCAGACUCUGAUCUCUCCGAUCUCUCUUCCAUCGACGCCCAAAUAGAAGGUCCUGAAGGAACUGUAUAUGCCAAAGGGGUCUUUAAGAUUAAGAUUCAGAUACCUGAAAGGUAUCCGCUUCAGCCUCCGAUUGUGACAUUUGGUACGCCUAUUUAUCACCCGAACAUUGAUAAUGGAGGUAGAAUUUGCCUUGACAUUCUCAAUCUCCCCCCAAAGGGGGCAUGGCAACCGUCAUUGAACAUUUCAACACUGCUUACAAGUAUAGGGCUAUUGCUCAGCGAACCAAAUCCUGAUGAUGGCCUGAUGUGUGAAGCAAGUAGGGAAUACAAAUACAAUAGACAAGCCUUUGACCAUAAAGCAAGAUCAAUGACUGAGAAACAUGCAAAGGCUGGAGCUGGAGAAAACAGUUGUAGCAAUCAAUGCACUGAAACUAACACGGAUUCGACGAUGAUGGAAGUUCAAGGAUUUGACAAGGAAUCAAAACAUGGUGCUAAUGAGUUUAUUCCUUGCCAUAAAAAACCGCAUGGCAUUAGCCAGAAGUUAUCACUCGAGUCUACUAGCUCAGACAAGAAAAAAGACAGUGAUCAGGAUGUGCCUAGUCAGCACUUCUUUCCCUCUGACUCGAUGAAUCAGAUGGAAGGUAAAAGAAAAAGAGAGAAAGAAAAUGAUGUGUUGAAUGAAUGCAACCUGAACCAUGAGAAAGUUAAUGGAAACGGGUGGAAAUUAUCUCUGAAAUCUUCUAAUCAAUUCAAGGACGAUUUAGAUAACAAGGAGAAUGUGGACCCAAAUUACUUAUCAUCACUCUGUCAACAUCGGGCUUCUUCAGGAUCAUCACUUCUUCAGGCUAGCCGCAUUCAAAAACUUGACCAGCAUCAAGAUGGUAAAUCAGCAAACAGCAGCAUAAAGAGCAGUUCAAAGCAUUGUCAAAACCAGAAACAGCCAUGUGGAUCUACUGAUCCACUGCAAACAUGUGAAAAUGUGAAAAUGCUUGAGACACCUCAGGAGGAAUUUGUUGAUAGAAUGGAAAACGUCUCUGCUACUACGAAAUCGGAAAAGGUUAGUUCAGUUGGUAGGAAGCUUUCACUGGGAUUGAAGGGCUCAUCACAUAAACAACAAGAGAGUAACAAAGAGAAUGUGACGCCAGUUCAUAACUUGAUACUUCCAAAACCCCAAACUCCUGGAAAGAGUGGGCUUGGUCGCAAGCUGUCCCUGGGUCCUUUGACCCAAGUGCAACAGAACUGCGGGCAUAACCAGAAGCAGCAGUCUCAUCGACCUCAAAGUAUCGAUACUGAUGUGGAGAUAAAGCAGAAGGGAGGAAAGGAAACAGAAGAAUCUCCAAUAUCUGAGAUGGUAGUUGUGCUAGAUAGUGAAGACAGCGAGGAGGAAGGGCAUGCCUCCUUGAGGUCGAGAAUGCCAGUAGCACGGAAGCGGCUUGGGAAGUGGAGCGCUAAAACUUGAAUCAAAUGGUUGUACCUUCCAUUAACCUCUUCUUUGCAAAACUCUCUAAUAAAAAUUGGGCUCUUUUUGGUCCUUGAAUAUAUGCUUCCGUAAAUGAACUUCAUGUUUGUACAUUUUGAAGUGUCAAGACUCGAAGGUAGAUAACAUGGUUGUAUUGUACCCACAAUAGAAUCAAGGUAGAGAUUUUGCAUUUUCAUGUA